AUGAGUGAGGGUCGUCAGACUCAUUAAGGAUCAAGAGAGAGAGAGAGCACAGAUAUAAAAAUACUCAGUAGCAACUGGCACUCACUCUUGCACCGUGACAUCUGAUUAACUGCUUGUCGAUCUCAGUUGUAUGUUGAUAACGAGCAACGGACAGUUUGACUCAGAGCUCAUUCCUGUACAGAUGGGAAAGAGACAGUGAGAGAGAAACUGUUUCCAAGACUUCCUGAAAGACACUGCAACGUUGGACAAUGACUACUGCACCUAGAGAGCUGGAUGAGCUGUGCUACCUCACGGCUCAGUCCAUGACAUCACUGGUGACAUCAGAGCACUUCAAGCUGAUCAAAAAGCUGGGAGAGGGGUCGUAUGGCAAAGUGAUGCUGGCGGUGCAUCAGAAGAGAGGAACCCCAAUGGCUCUGAAGUUCUUCCCCCGUCGCUCUACCUCUCUCCAAGCUUUCCUGCGUGAAUACAAUCUGUCUGUCUCCUAUUGCACACACCCGUCUCUGACGCGGGCUAUAGGCAUCUUCUACUCCACGCCUUCUCACUAUGUCUUCGCCCAGGAGGCUGGUCUCUAUGGCGACCUGUAUGAUGUCAUUGUGUCAGAGGAGGGGGUGAGUGAGGAGUGUGCUCAGCGUGUGAUGUCUCAGUUGAGUGGUGCUGUGUCUCACCUGCAUUCCCUUGGCUUUGUGCACCGUGACAUCAAGCCAGAGAACAUCUUCUUGUGUGACCGUGUUUGUCGCUGGGUCAAACUGGGCGACUUCGGCCUGGCGCGGGCACAGGGGACAAAGGUCCGUGCUGUGUGGUACAACUCCCCUUUCUGUGUGCCCGAGAUGGAGUGCGCUAAGACAGUCAAUGAGGCAGAGGAGGAAGCAGAGGACAUCUGGAUGUCCGUGGAGCCCAGUUUGGAUACUUGGGCUUUAGGGAUCCUCAUAUACUGCCUGCUGACGAGCUGCUUUCCCUGGGAGGAGACCACUUCUGAUGACCCUUCCUACUGCAAGUACAGAGACUGGUUCAAUCAAACCAAACAGAGAGAGGAGAGGGUCAGAGGACAGAACGGACUGAGGGAGGGAGAUCAUUGUGAAAAGCAAAACACUGUGAGAGAGGAGAAUGAGGCUGAAUUAGAAGUUGCCCCUCAGUUUGACUCUUUAAGCUCAUUCGUCCUCAUUCUUCUGAGAAAGCUGCUAAACCCGCUGCCCUGGCUUCGCCCCGGGCCUGAAGAGAUCCUGUCCUACCUUGGAGGACCUUGGUUGCUGAAGACAGAGAAAGAGGAGAUGAGGAGAGAGCAGGAGGCGCACAUGGAGGCCAAGAAGAUCCACGAGAGAGGAGGGGUGGAAGAGGGAAAAGAGAUAUUGGGAAGGAGGGAGAGAUAAAGUUAAUGUAUGACAGCAAUAUUAUAAACAGAUGUACUUUAUAUUCAAGAGUUUUUAUAUAGUGUUUAUAUUUUGGAAUAUUAGUUUUUUUUACAAAUAGACUAGUUUUUAUAAAAAUAACUUGAUGUAUAAGUAGACUAUAUGUACAAUCAGAUGCGUGAACUUUUUAACACACACUUGUACAGUGGCCCCUAGAGUGUUUGGACACUUAUAAUAUGAAUUAUUAAUCUAAAAUUAUUAUUAAUAAUUUUAAUUAUUAAAGUAUUAAUGCCAUUGCAUUUGAGAACAAAUUAUCCAACCAAGUUGCAUUUAUUUUAAAGAUACUGUAAAGAUUUUUUUUAAUUGUAAGUAAAAUAUAUAGGCUACUUCAAUUCAAAGUUUAGGACUGAUUUUGUAAUGUAAAGUCUCUUAUGUUCACCAAUUAAGGCUGCAUGUAUUUGAUCAAAUACAGCAAUAUUGUGGAAUAUUAUUACAAUUUAAAAUAACUGUUUUCUAUUUGAAUAUAUUUUAAAAUGUAAUUUAUUCCUGUGAUGGUAAAGCUGAAUUUUCAGCAUCAUUACUCCAGUCUUUGGUGUCAAAUCAUUCUAAUAUGCUGAUUCGGUGCUAAAGAAACAUUUAUUAUUACCAAUGUUGAAAACAGUUGUGCUGCGUAAUAUUUUUGUGGAAACCAUUAUCCAUUUUUCUGGGUUCUUUGAUGAAUAGAAAGUUCAAUAGAACAGCAGCAUUUAUUUUAUAAUAAUAUUAAUAAUAUUUAACUAUGAUAGGAUUUACCAAAAAAAAAAAAAAAAACUUUGUCUUUUGUCUUUUUGGACAACUUAUUAUUACUAUCCAAACACGUCAGCGGUUAAUUUUUCAUACAAGUAUGACUCCAAAUACUACAAUAAUUCAAUGUUUCUCCUAUUGUGUUGAUAAUACUGAAACCAGCAAUACUUCAAUGCCUAAUUCAGUUCUUCUCAGGUGCAACGUAUAAGCAAUCUCUCAACGUGUAGAGAGGUAAAUAGGUACUGUAGAUGAGGAGCUGCUCAUCAGAUGUGGGUGGAAUACAUAAACACUCUCUCUACCUCAAACCAGUUGUUUUGAUAGCCGUACCUUGUUUGUUCAUGUUUGAAUAAACUUGUUUGUUUUGGUGACUCA
Molecule: messenger RNA, 2501 nt
Organism: Ctenopharyngodon idella (grass carp)
Lineage: Eukaryota; Metazoa; Chordata; Actinopteri; Cypriniformes; Xenocyprididae
Gene: sbk3
Product: SH3 domain binding kinase family, member 3
Exons: 4
Coding region: 249-1367 (372 amino acids)
Biological process (GO): peptidyl-threonine phosphorylation; peptidyl-serine phosphorylation
Molecular function (GO): protein serine/threonine kinase activity; ATP binding
Source: RefSeq, a predicted model, not a curated record